Molecule: messenger RNA, 879 nt
Organism: Quercus lobata
Lineage: Eukaryota; Viridiplantae; Streptophyta; Magnoliopsida; Fagales; Fagaceae
Exons: 1
Coding region: 173-646 (157 amino acids)
Source: RefSeq, a predicted model, not a curated record
CAUAUUUCAAUGGAACAACACAAUUAUACAUAACCCUUUCACACAGCAAUCUAAUUGCUUGUUUCAUGAGUAAACCAAAAAACAACCUUUGUCUGCACUCAAAGCACAAGAGCUGCAGACUAAUACUAAAACCAAGCCCCUCCCCUUUCUCUUCUCUCAACUAAGCCUAAAGAUGUCUUUGCAACAACCCCAGCAGCAACAACCCCAGCAGCAACAACUCCCUCAGCCACAACAACAGCCAGUUCUGGUUUACCCCAAUACUGUCACUGGGGAACCACCUUCACACCAUUCAAAUGGGUCAUUUGGGACAGUUUUUAUUGUCCUUGCUGUGAUCAUUGUUGUAUCAGCUAUAGCUUGCUUUCUUGGCAGGCUCUGCAACCGGCGUUACAACAAACAAAAACCAGCAAAGCAAAACCACAACUUUCGUCCCAAAGAUAAUGGGGACAUUGAGUUUGGGUUUGGUAAGAAGAAAGUUCCAACAGGCAAACCAUCUGGAAAUGGAGGAAGCAGAGGGCACAGGCCAUUUGAAAAUGGUGAUAAUAGCAGAGGGCAUAGGCCAUCCGAAAAUGGUAAUCAUCACCAUCACAACAGAGGUGAAAUGAGGCCAGGUGGUGAUCAUGAAGGAGAGCCCAGAGCCGGUGCAUGAUGAUGGUAUAGAAAAUCAAAGAUCAGGAGCUUCCAUAUGAUAUAGUUAUGUACCUGGCUUACAUUUCUAUCAAAAUCCUUCUGUUUUUUAUUUUAAUUUUUCUUCUGUAUUUUCAUAUCUCCAGUGUCCACCCACAAGGGCCACAACUUGGAAUAUGUAAUUACAUAUGGUGGUGUUGUGACAUGCAAUAGUUUUAAUUAGCAAGGGUGUUUGAGCUGAAAAAUCAAGAAAUA